CUGGCCCGCCCACUAUGACGAUCACCUACAGCUGCGUUGCAAAUGGCCGAGCGGUCCUAGCCGAGCUGGCCCUAACCGGCGGCUCUUAUCAGGAAGCAGCUGCAACAGUGCUUAAACUAGUGCUUCUUAGAGCUGAACCAAAGACCAUAAUUCAUAUGGGAAGCUUUGUCUACCAUACUCUGUUUAUUGAUGGAAUCACUUACCUAUGUGCUUCAGACAAUACCUUGGAUACCAUAACACCAUCUGCAUUUCUUAAAAAUGUUAGUGAGACUUUUCUGAGAAAUCCUUUGAUGUCACAAGAACAUUUUUCUCCUUCAAAUGCAGUCGCUGCAGAUUUUCAACAAGUAUUAGGAAAGUAUAUGAUGAAAUACAAUAAAAAUCAAGAUGACAGCUCGAUGUCCACACUGAGGAGUCAAGUGACUGAUGUAAAAAAUGUUCUGACCCAAAAUAUUGAUAAAAUUUUGGAAAACGAGGGAAGAUUGAAUAUCUUCUCUGAUAAGACAGCUAAUCUGCAAACAACUGCCAAAGAAUCCAAAAAAACAAGAAAGAUUCUUAGGAGGAUAUGGUGGAAACACUUCAAAAAGAUUAUCAUUAUCACCGUGGCAGUUCUCCUUUCAGUCAUCAUCCUUCUUUUAAGUACAAAUGUAAUACCAACCUGACCCUUCUCCCCAUCCCCAGCAGGUACCAAUAAAUUGUUGUAUGUAA
Molecule: messenger RNA, 705 nt
Organism: Camelus dromedarius (Arabian camel)
Lineage: Eukaryota; Metazoa; Chordata; Mammalia; Artiodactyla; Camelidae
Exons: 6
Coding region: 15-659 (214 amino acids)
Biological process (GO): exocytosis; vesicle fusion
Cellular component (GO): membrane; SNARE complex
Molecular function (GO): SNAP receptor activity; SNARE binding
Source: RefSeq, a predicted model, not a curated record